Molecule: messenger RNA, 423 nt
Organism: Striga asiatica
Lineage: Eukaryota; Viridiplantae; Streptophyta; Magnoliopsida; Lamiales; Orobanchaceae
Source: the annotation of a GenBank genome assembly
AUGUGGAUUUUAGGGAAACUGAAUAGUCACAAAGAAGGCAACUCUAUCAAUCAAGCAAAACAAUAUGACAAAGAAAAUCCUAAUUCAUGUUCACGGCUACGAUUGCAUAUUCUUCUUGAGAAAAAAAAUAAGAAAAAAGAAAAAAAUAGCAUAUAUACUAAAGCGGUGCGAGACGACGGCAGCCGUGACAAGGUUUCGAGCAGGAAUUUCAUCGCCGGACGCGAAGUUUAUCUUGUCGAACACUAUGAGAGUGGUGAUUCAAUGGUGAACUACGAGCAUCAUGGUGAACCAUAUGUAGCUGAAGAAAUUAUGGAUAAAGCCAAUGACAUUGAAAAUGUUGAUUGGAGUGGAGAUGAGUCGGAUACUGAUUAUUCGGAUAAUGAAGAGAAAAUUGUUUUUAAGCACCAUGAUUAUUAUGGAUAA